Molecule: messenger RNA, 1074 nt
Organism: Photinus pyralis (common eastern firefly)
Lineage: Eukaryota; Metazoa; Arthropoda; Insecta; Coleoptera; Lampyridae
Gene: Tfb4
Product: general transcription factor IIH subunit 3
Exons: 6
Coding region: 134-1042 (302 amino acids)
Biological process (GO): nucleotide-excision repair; regulation of DNA-templated transcription
Cellular component (GO): transcription factor TFIIH core complex; transcription factor TFIIH holo complex
Source: RefSeq, a predicted model, not a curated record
UGUUAGGUUAUGUUGUUCAUUCCUGUUUGAAAGCAAAGGUUUGAAAUUUGUAUUGCUGUUGUUAAUCCAAAAAGUGUUUUGGGGUUCAAUCUCUUUUAAAACCGCUUUCCAGUUUUUCAAUCCCAGUGAUGAAAUGAAAAUGAACACUUUAGAAUCUGAAGACUCAAAAUCCAGCGAUUUCUCUUCGACAGACGAAAUCAGCCUAUUAGUAAUCAUUCUAGACACCAAUCCAGGACAGAGAAUCUUAAGGGACAAUCCACGAACGCUCACACAAUGUGUGGAUUCUGUUAUUGCCUUCGCCAAUUCACACCUAAUGCAAAAAUCACAAAACAAGCUCGUAGUAAUGGCAUGCCAUUCGAAAACCAGCGAAUUUAUAUACCCCAACAGCGACAAGCCCUUAGAUGUUAGACAAGUCGAUGGACAAUAUGAGAUAUUUACAUUAGUCGAGAGAACAAUUAAGAGGAACUUGGCCAAAAUGAUUGCGGCCGAAAGUACAGCUUUGUGUAACGAAUCCUUGUUAGCGGGUGCUAUAUCAAUGGCCCUGUGUUACAUUCACAGGAUACAAAAGACAAAACCUGUGGGAUGUAAGUUGAAUAGCAGAAUUUUGGUUGUGACUGGUAGCGGCGAUUCUGCCUUUCAGUAUAUGAGUUAUAUGAAUGUGUUUUUUACCGCUCAAAAACAAAAUGUUGUCAUUGAUGUUUGCGCUUUGGAUCAACAUUUGAGUCUCUUACAACAAGGUUGCGACAUUACAAGUGGUUUGUACCUGAAAAUACCUCAACUACAAGGGUUGCUUCAAUAUCUUUUGUGGGUAUUUUUGCCUGAGCCGCCUAUUAGACCAAAGUUAGUCCUUCCUCCUCCAGUUAAAGUUGAUUAUCGUGCAGCGUGUUUUUGUCAUAGGGAAAUGGUUGACGUGGGAUACGUGUGCUCUGUUUGUUUAUCAAUUUUCUGCAAGUUUAGCCCUAUUUGUACCACAUGUCAUACCGUUUUCAAAAUACCAGGACCUUUAGCCGUAAAGUCGAAAAAGAAGAAAAUGAAGCUGUAGAUGAUUUUAUAUAAUAAAUUUUAAAUAGUAAA